Osmerus eperlanus (European smelt) is the source of this 4205-nucleotide messenger RNA. Its product is annotated as hepatocyte growth factor-like. Gene Ontology annotation, biological process: negative regulation of apoptotic process; hepatocyte growth factor receptor signaling pathway; positive regulation of protein phosphorylation. NCBI's taxonomy places the organism in Eukaryota, Metazoa, Chordata, Actinopteri, Osmeriformes, Osmeridae. Gene Ontology annotation, molecular function: signaling receptor binding; serine-type endopeptidase activity. The record is from RefSeq and is a predicted model, not a curated record.
CGGCUGCGUGGCUGCGUGGAAGGCUGUUCCUGUUAAUCACAGAUUGGUCCUUAUAAACAGGUAGAGUCACGAAGAAGAAGACACAUCGUUCAGCUCAACGCAAACUGUCGGAUUAGCCAGUGAUACCAAACAUGAAGCCAAACAUCACGUGGAUGUACAACGCGCUCCUGUGUCUCCUACUCGCGGUGAAUGCAGAGAGGAGGGGGAAGGGGAGGCAGGGGACCCUCCAGAGGUACCAGAAGAGGGAUGACACGGCCCUCCUGUGUCCCAGCUGCCCUCCGCCCGUCCUGGUGAAGAGCAGCUCCUCCAGGGAGCACUGUGCCCGCAAGUGCAGCCGCAGCAGGAAGUCCCUGACCUGCAGAGGGUUCUCCUUCGAAAACCACACAGGGAAAUGUUUCCUUCUUCCUUACGACCGCUACAGCGCCGGAGCCUUCAAGGAACACAAGGCAAACACUGACCUUUAUGAGAAGAAAGAUUACGUGAGGAAUUGUAUACUCGGUUCGGGGGCGAAAUACAGAGGAGGACUUGCUGAGACCAAGAGCAACAUCUCCUGUCAAGCCUGGGAAACCAAGUACCCUCACGAGCCUCGUCUUGAAUUCCAGAAGGCGAAGAGAGGCAAAGACUUGAGGGACAACUUCUGUCGUAACCCUGACAACCACAGCAGCGGCCCGUGGUGCUACACAGUCGAUCCUAAGAUCAGAUUCGAGUCAUGUGGUCUUCCACAGUGCUCUGAUGUGGAGUGCGUGCGCUGUAACGGGGAGGACUACCAGGGGCCCAUGGACCACACCGAGUCCGGCAAGGAGUGCCAGAGAUGGGACGCCAUGAAGCCCCACAGACAUCACUACCUCCCCAAGAAGUAUCCUGACAAAGGUCUGAACGACAACUACUGUCGCAACCCUGACGGGCGUGAGCGUCCCUGGUGCUUCACCAUGGAGACCAGCAGGACGUGGGAGUACUGCAACAUCACCGCCUGCGAUCCAGGAAAUGACACCUACUCGGACAUGACAACAUCCUUUCCAGGCCAGGGCCUGAGUUAUCGGGGCACGGUCAACAUCACCUCUAGAGUCACGUGUCAACGCUGGGAUUCCCAGUUUCCCCACAACCACUCCUACAUCCCCCAGAACUACAAGUGCAAAGACCUCAGAGAAAAUUCCUGCCGUAACCCGGACGGCUCUGACCUCCCCUGGUGCUUCACUACAGACCCUAACCAGCGCCGGGCUUACUGCACCAACAUCCCCAGGUGUGAGGUGAAGGCCGCGGACUCCGAAGAGUGUUACGAGGACAAUGGGGAGAACUACAGGGGCAAUCUGUCGAAGACCAGAUCUGGAAUUCCGUGUGCGCUGUGGUCGGAUCAUUCAAACAGUGGUGACCCUCAUUCUGCAGAAUCCAGCGUGGGCCUGGAGAGGAACCUGUGCAGGAACCCAGACAGGGAUAAACACGGCCCCUGGUGCUACACUACUGACCCCUCUGUUCCCUGGGAUUACUGCCGGCUUAAACGCUGUAAAGAUGUGUCUCCAAGGGCAACACAUCAAAGAAGUAUUGCUUCCAAGCCAUCAUGUUUCGUGCACAAAACCACCAGAAUUGUUGGAGGUACUGCGGUGCACCUGGCAAACGAUGGUAGCUGGGUGGUAAGCAUCCAGAAAGGGAACAGGCACUGGUGUGGAGGCUCGCUGAUCAGGGAGGAGUGGGUCCUGACCGACCAGCAGUGCUUCUCUUCCUGUGUCCCUGACCUGAGUGAGUACAGCGUCCAGGUGGGCUUGCUCCACCUAAACUCCUCCUCCUCCCACCCCCGCCUCCACAUUGCCCACGUGGUCUGCGGUCCUGAGGGCUCCAACCUGGCUCUGCUGAAACUCACCCAACCAGCUCCUCUGUCGGAACAAGCCUUCACCAUCCCACUCCCAGUCGCCGGCUGUAGCGUCACGGAAGACACCAACUGCCUCAUGUACGGAUGGGGGGAAACCAAAGGUACAGGAUACGAGGAAUCCUUGAAAGCUGUGAUUCUGCCCAUGGUCAGCAACGAACACUGCUCUGAACUCCACGAGGGAAGUCUGACCAUCACCGAGAACAAAGUCUGUGCUGGAGGACGGAAAGACCAAGGAGUGUGCGAUAAGGACUACGGAGGCCCGCUGGUGUGCCAGGAGCAGAAACGGAAGGUGAUCGUGGGCGUGAGCAUCCAUGGGCGUGGCUGUGCGCUCGCCAGGCGCCCCGCCGUGUUCGUCAACGUGGCCUUCUACUCUGAGUGGAUCCACAAAGUGUUCAGACACUACAUCCUGGAAAGGAACUACUACUGAGAGGGUGGAGACCAACUCCAUACAGGACCGAACCGAAGCCUUCGGGAGGAAAGGUGGCAAGGGGCCAGAGAUAGAGUUCCAACAGAAAUGUAUAACAAGACCGUUGGGGGAUGUAAGAAAGAGGAAAAUUAUUUUAUGGGAAGCAGACAUUUUGUGGCAGGACAUGUCCUCUGUGGAGCUGGGAGAAGUUAGGGGAUAUUCUACGGGGUCUGGAUACGAGGAAACGUCUGGGACCACUGUACAGGAUGCAGAGAAGAAAUGUUGCGAUAUGAUGCGAAAGAACAAUUACACGUUCUUAGCUUGAAUUACAUUUUCAAAAAGUCGUUUCUGGUACUUUUCUGGUACAGUUGGUUUGUGUUUCGAGUGAAAUGUUUGAAAAGAAAAACACUAAAGCCAAAAUAGAGAGACUACUCUCACCUAAACAAUAGGAAAGGGAACUUUGACUAAGUGUUGUCUCCUGGAAAAUACUUGAAGUUGCAGAGCGACUUUUCUUUUGUACAUAACUGCAGAUUUAUAUGGUCAGAUUCAAAACCAAAUGCAUUUGUACGAUCCCUAGGGAUUCAUAUGUGGCUUAAGGUCGCCUAUCAUCCAACAGCUACUGUUCUACAUACAAGUGUGAAAGCUUGUGGGUAUUGCUAUUAGCGUGCAUGGCUAACAUGGGUGUUAGCCAGAGGUACAUAACAGGUCCCCACUGGGCUUCUCCCUAGAAAACAAUAAGAGUUCUUCUGGUGGUGAGGUAUAAUCUGAACAGUAGACUAACUGUUCCCUAGCUAACGCUAACUGCUACUUAGCCAAACGUUUCAUGGCUAACCUGUCUCCAGUUUGGAAGGAACUACAGCCCCUGGUGGGCUUGGUGUGUUCAGUAGAACGUUUAGAAGUUUUGUGUGGAGUGAGCUUCUUUUUUUUUUACUGCAGAUUUAUUGGGUGUGUUUCUGGCACUCUGGAUCAUUUUAUAGGUCUUAUAGAUCUUGAAUAUUUUUGGCGGGCGUAACAACAUCUGAGGGCUUUCUGUCUCCCUCUGGUUGUGUUUCAUAUUUAAACGGAUCAGCAGUUUGUAUGUACGGUAUUUAUUUUUUUCACUUUUGGCUCGGUGAGAAGGCGCCAGCAAUUCAACACGACAAAGGACACACAUCGCAUGAAGGGAGCAUUCACGCCACUUUGUCAGUCAAAGUUUGAGUGUAAUAUUGAACAAAAACCUUCAGAACCAAACAUAUUAUUUUACACUUGUACUUUCAAUUACUUUUAUAUCCUCUACAAGUACCUUGCACUGUCUUCAGGUCAGACAGCUGAUGCGUCACCCUAAAACACAAACCUCAGAAUGUUCAUUAAACUUCAUGUAAAAUUCGUAGUAACUGAUUUUACUGGUCAGAAAUUAUCCAGCAAAUACUUUAUUCUCCAGAGAUUAAGUCCUAUCUCCCAACCGAUGUCCAAGGUGGAUAUAAAUGUUUGCUGUGAUUGUAGUUUUGUGUAAAUAGUAUGUAAAGUACUGUAUGUAAAAUACAGUAUGUGUUUUGUAUUAUAUUCAGUCAUUCUGUUCAUUUAUACUGUCAAAAUUAUAACAGCUGCUAUUUUAAUAAUUCUCUUGAUUUGUUUCUAUGUACUUUGCAUUUUGUAAAGUUCCUACCCUUUAUAAUCACAUUUUGAUAUUAAAUUAACAAUUUAACUUACACUUCUGAAAUGUUUUUCACUGUAUGCUUCACUGUUGUUACAUUCAACUUUCUUUUGUUUCAUUCUGUAGAUUAAUGUUAUGCAGCGUAUAUCGUGGUAAACUACUCAGUUUAAUGUUUCAAAUUCAAGUGCAUGUUCAAUAUCCAGGUCAUUUUCUUAGGCUUUGGAUUAAGGUUCUCGAUUUUCUUGCAGUGGAAAUCAUCUUCUGUUCUUUCUGAAUUGCACCAAACCCUUGGGGUGUGUGGU